AUGAUGAAGAUGGAGUCCCUUUCAGUUCUUUUACUGUCUCUGGCUGUAUUUUCGACGGUUCGCCUUUCUCAAGCCACCUCCGCGUCUAAGCUACCAGGAAUGUUAUUUCCUAGGGACUCUGAAAGUCGGCAAGUCAAGGAUUUGAGUGGAUUCUGGAACUUCCGGGCUGAUAUGUCAGCAAACAGAAACGCCGGCUUUGAGCAACAGUGGUAUGCUAAACCUCUUUGGGAGGUAGGAUUAUAAUGGCUCAAUUUAUAAAAAUCAUUAAAACUGUUCAGAUAGUUGGAACCAAAAGCUGCGCCUUUUCAUUUCGCACAUUUAGAAUUCUCUAAACAACGUAGCUCUGAUUUGCGUGGAAUGUGUAUUUGUAUGGGUAAUAGCAUGAUUUGUAAUGAUAUUUGGCAUAAAUACCACGGGUGAUAUUUCGAGAUUGUCAGAGGUAACUUCACGAGCCGUUAGGCGAGGAAAAAUUGAGAUAAUUUUGAAAUAUCACGAGUGGUAUUUAUGCCAAAUAUCACGUACAAAUCAUGCUAUUAUUUGCUUAUACUACUACCCGCAAAGGUUUGUAAUUUUCACUUGUAGGUAUUUCAAAUUAAGCUGAAAUACCGCUGCUCUAAGCCAAUCAAAUUGCAGAAAUUUCUCAUUUAGUAGUUUAAAAAUAAUUAAAACUGAUCAUGACUAAGCUUAAAUCAUAAAGGAUGGAAAAUGUCACAUGAUGAAGUAAGACAAACUCAAUAAAUGCUGUCAGGAUUUGGUUUUCACCUAGGCUUAUAUAAUUUGUAGCAAAAUGUGCAAACUUGUUCUUUUGUUUGUUAAACCUAUUGCUUUUUGCACAUUCCUGUUGCCAUAGCCAUUUUGAUUGCUCCUUACUCCCAAUAUUAUGUCAUAUUUUUGCAUUUUUUUUUAUGCAUUCUUGAACAUUAUCUUUUUAACAUCAAUAUUUAUAUAACCUUUUUUGUGAGAGUGUAUAUGUGACAGGUCAAAUUGGAUUUCAGGUUAAAUUUGAUUUAACCUUGUUUGAUUCUCAAUUCCUUUGUCACCUAGCCCUAAGAGACAAAGGAAAUUGAGAAUCAACCCAGGUUAAAAUAAGUUAACCUGUAAUCAAAUUUGACCUGUAACAUAUAUAUUAAUGCACAUAUGAACUUUCAAAUGGCCAUAUCCUUCAUACACACACUCAUAGAAUACAAUGUGUACAGUUUAUAAAGGUGAAAUUUUCCUUCAAAACAGAUGGAGGAAGGAGAAAAUCUAUUUUGAGAAGAAGAUAUUGGAGCCCUCCUAGGAGGCUAGGUACAUUCCUAGUCUGAAUUUCACGUAUUAAGGAGCUAGCCAUGUUCUUGUCUGUAUAUUACUAUUGUAUUUGGGAUUGGAUAAAUAUUGUGUGUUCAAAUGCCCCUAAAUAAACAUGCUUACAGACAAGAGCACCAGUCGACAAGACAACAAUAGUCAACUACACUCAUACAUGUUCAUGUUUCCUCCUUUUAGACUGGUGAAGUCAUCCAUAUGCCAGUACCAUCAAGCUACAAUGACAUUACCCAAGAACGUAACUUAAGAGACUUCAUUGGCUGGGUCUGGUAUGACAAGGAGGUUUUUGCUCCUAAGGCAUGGAAGUCAGAUCUUAUCAGGGUUGUUCUCCGUUUUGAGAGUGCCCAUUACAACACUGUUGUGGUAAGUUUUUAUGACAAUGACUUCAUCAUAUAAUUUAAAUCUCUAUCACUCAUAUUUGGCUGCCUCUUUUUAGUUUAGAAUGGUAUCUUUUAGGGUUCAAACAAAGCUUGAGUUACAACAGAUUAUGGUUUUCUCGGGGGUUUCUUUUCCUGAGUAUCAUGUGAAGAAUUGAAGAUAACAGCUUCCAAGAUCAGCAUAAUUCUUCACAUCAUGCAAAAUGCGAAUUCAAUAAAANAGAGACUUCAUUGGCUGGGUCUGGUAUGACAAGGAGGUUUUUGCUCCUAAGGCAUGGAAGUCAGAUCUUAUCAGGGUUGUUCUCCGUUUUGAGAGUGCCCAUUACAACACUGUUGUGGUAAGUUUUUAUGACAAUGACUUCAUCAUAUAAUUUAAAUCUCUAUCACUCAUAUUUGGCUGCCUCUUUUUAGUUUAGAAUGGUAUCUUUUAGGGUUCAAACAAAGCUUGAGUUACAACAGAUUAUGGUUUUCUCGGGGGUUUCUUUUCCUGAGUAUCAUGUGAAGAAUUGAAGAUAACAGCUUCCAAGAUCAGCAUAAUUCUUCACAUCAUGCAAAAUGCGAAUUCAAUAAAAUUGUUGUAUUAUUCCUUCAAAAUAUUUCCAGGUUCUUAUUUUAACAAGCCUACCUCCUCUUAGAUUUUCUUCAAAGCAUGUGCAUUAUUUCACGGGGCAAAGUUUCAAGAUAUAAACAGAUGUUUUUUUGCUUGUAGAUUUAUAGUGCUCAAAAAGUAGGUAAUAUCCAUCGAGCAAUACGGUUUGCGUAUUCUUGCAUUUCUUCUGUUCAGUUUUAGUCAGAAAUUCAGCUAUUUUGUUUGUCAGAUAGCCAUAAAUGCCACUUUUUUGUCUUUCACUCCUGGAUAAACGGCUACGUGGCCACACUUAGAAGUGAGGUUAUAAAAUGGUAUAAAAUUAACCCAAACAGCCUUGUUUCCAGUCUAACAUACCAUCUGUCAAUGCUGUUUGGUUAUGAAGAAUAAGCCAGGAGAUUUAAGGCAAUCAGAAACGUCGAAAUAUUUUGAGUGAAUAAUACCAACUUCUAUUUUAUGGUGUGAACAAGAGAACUUCUUUUUUCUUUGAUUAGUGGCUGAAUGGAAAAGAAGUGAUGACUCAUUCUGGAGGCCACUUGCCAUUUGAAGCUGAUGUAACAUCACUGUUGUCCUAUGAUAAAGUCAACAGAAUUACAGCAGCGGUCAAUAACACACUGACACCUUCCACCCUCCCCCCUGGGGCAAUCAAAUAUCUCACAGGGGACAGGUGAGUACAAAGGGGCUUAAAAAUCAAUCAGGUUACAGGAGUUCCCAAAAGGGUGCUUGUGAUUGUUAAAACAUGUCCAGAUUGAAAUUUCAUUCAAUAUUCAUAAACAUUCAGCACAUGAUAACUUGAUCUGUUGGUGAUGUGGCUACAAAAUGUAAGCAAAUAAACUGAUACGACUAUGAAGAGUAGAAGGAAUGCAUCACCUGACAUCAAGUGACAGGAUAGAAGUUCUAGUGUCCCUUUGUAAAUGGCAAGUUGUCCUGCUUAUUAUUACUGACAGAGGCUUGUUGGAAUUGCAAGGUUGUUGUUCAGUGUUGGUAAUUUUUAUUUUUACUGGUCUACAAAAUAUUUUUUUUUACCAGUGCAUGCAUAAUUUGUAAACUUCUGUUAAAAACAUGUUUAAUACAAAGGUACAGAGGUUUACACCUAUAUCUAAAAAAAUAUCUCACAUCAGAUACUCCAUUUUAGAUAAGGAGUACUAAAUCAGGAUUGCAUUGGACAGCAUAUACAUAAAUAAAUAGGUUUUUUAGAGAAGUUCUCUAUGCACAUAGCAGGAUUUGGAUUUAAACUUUAUUUGUAAAUUCAAAAUCCUUUUUGUUUUCAGGUAUCCUCCAGGAUAUUUUGUUCAAGAAUUUACCUUUGAUUUCUUCAAUUAUGCUGGGAUUCACCGCCCUGUCAAACUUUACACCACUCCCGCAGUAUACUUAUCUGACAUCACAAUAACAACAAGCCAUUCUAAUGAGGAGGGCAUAGUCAACUUUCACUCAACGGUAUCCUCAUCUGCAGGCCCUGUGAAUGUAUCGAUGAAGUAUGAAAUUAUUGAUAAGGCUGGAACUGUGGUUGCAUCUGCAGAAGGUCCAGACAUGCUUGACGGAAAAUUGAUGGUUAAAAAUCCAGAGCUUUGGUGGCCUGUUGGAAUGAGUGACCAACCUGCAUAUCUCUACUCAUUAAAGGUACUGAAGAUUUUAACUGUAUUUGUCCUCUUGGCUCAUCAAACUGUAAUACUAUACAAUGUAAUGAAUGUUCAUGUUAAUGAUCUGAUCGUAUUUGGUGAAAUGUACAUUGUGUUCUGUGUUGCAAAAUAGAGGACAUUAUAUGGCUGAAAAAAUGAGUGAAAAAUUUUUCAACACGAGAGGGGAAAAUGUGUCUUUUAACAUAGCAAUUUAAGGUGGUAGGUUUAAGUUACCAUAUACUGCAAGUGUAAGAAAUAACUUCUGCAAAAAUACUUAAAUGGAAACGUAGACCAUUUUAAUGGCAUGCAGCUAUCAAACUCAUGCUUAUUUUGGAAUGAGAGUUUGUAACUUCAUAAAAUAUAUUCAAUGAGAUUGUUUUCCUUAGAAUAAAAGUUUGUUUUUUGUGAUGUAUUUUGUUAGGUUACAACUCAUGCAGUUUCACCAGAAUCAGAGGAUGUCUACCGCCUGCCUGUGGGUAUUAGAUCAGUGGAGGUGAAGGGAAUGAAGUUUCUCAUCAACAAUGAGCCAUUCUACUUUAAAGGAUUUGGCAAGCAUGAAGAUGCUGAUGUGAGUACCAGUUGUACAUGGAGGGAAUCGACUUUUAUAAUAACACCAGUCCCAUAGAGUAUAUGAAUAAUUAUCUCUAGAUUUGAGCAGCAAUAGUCUAAAUAAACUAAAAUAAUUUAUUUUGUAUCACAGAUUCGUGGCAAGGGUAUGGACUAUGCUAUCAUUGCUAAAGACUUCAAUUUGAUUAAAUGGCUUGGAGCAAACUGUUUCAGAACCAGUCACUAUCCUUAUGCUGAUGAAAUCAUGGACAUGGCAGAUCAGCAGGGAAUUGUUGUCAUUGAUGAAAGCCCCGGAGUUGGGAUUAACAGGUAUGUGAUUAGUCAGAAAUAAGUUAUUAGCUGAUUUGUAAUAUUAAUAGUUGUUAAUUUAAUUGUCCAUUUCUAAUUAUUAUUUCUUCCAAGUGUCAGAAUUGUUUACAGUUAUUCAAAAGAAAUCUAUUGCCACACUUUUACCAUAACCUACACAAUUCAUUUCUUAUUUGAAAGAAGAUCAUUGCAGUUAUAUACGCAACUUAUGCAGUUGCGAAAAGAAAGCCUGAAAAAUAAUUCAGCCUUGUACGGGAUUUGAACCCAUGACCUCUGCGAUACCGGUGCAGCGAUCUACCAAUUAAGCUAACAUUAGCCAACUGGGAGUAGGUCAUUGAAUUGGUUCGUUAUAAACCCGUGAAAGGAUGAUGAUGAAAUUAUGAAUUAUGAAAAUCAUAUAUGUGAACAGCGGAGUGAAGGAUUAUUAAGUGCAGUGCAGCGCUCUACCAGUUUAGCUAAUAAGCCAACAAUUCAUUUCUGUCCACUUAACUGUAACAUGCACUUAAAUGUCUUGUGUUCUUAUAGAGAGAACCUAAUUAAUGCCACUCUCCACCAUCAUUUGGAUGUUAUGGCUGAGUUGGUCCGCCGCGACAAGAACCGGCCAUCAGUUGUUAUGUGGUCUGUAGCAAAUGAACCAGCAUCUUAUUCUUCAAAGGCGACAUCCUACUUCCAGUAAGACUUCACCUAUUGUUAGUAUUAUCAUAAAAACUAAGGCUUGCUGGUCUAAUCCUGGUGUGCAGUUUUGCCUCAUAAGCAUAUCAUUGUUGACAUUGUUCACUCUCUGAUCCUCGCAGUAGCUAGCUUGCAUCUCUUUCAGAAUUUUAAUUGAAUUGGACCCCUUAAGCUCCUUGCAAAUGGAGGCAACCUUGUUGGAUGUUACAUGUUGGGUCCAUUUGCACACCCUGUUGUAUGUUGUUGUGUGUUGUUGGGAGUUGCUGCGUAAAGUUUGAAACCGGUCAAACUUUUAGCCAUGUGUAAACGGAUGCAACAGCUCACGUAGCCUGUUCCAAGUGCUCUCCUCCUCCCUAGCUUUUAUUUUUUUACACUCCUUUUUACUUCACACUGCUCCCCACUAUCUGAAUGCCUGGAACAGGCUACAGCUCACAACAUUGUUGGGGCAACAAUGCUGGGAGUUGUUGCUUUCGUUUGCACGUAGCUUAACCUGUGUAGCAUUCGUCUCAAUUUCCUUUGUUCCUUUACACCCCAUACCCUCACGCUUCUCCUGCCCUUCUCCCACUUUGCUAAAAGUAGACGGAAAUGACGCCUGCUACCCAGCAUAUUGGACAGCUAUGUGUCGCAGCUCUUUUUCAGGCUACAACUCUUUUACUUUGGGGCUAGGUUCCAUUGGUAACAUUUUGCGUUCAUUGUUUUCCCCACCCUAUUCUGCGAGGCCUGCCAAUCAGGCUAUUCGUAGCAACUCUGUAAACUCUUAGCAUCAAAGGAGAUCACAUAGCAGAAUUAGCCAUGUUUUUAGCCUUAAAAUUAACCUCAUUUAAAAACUUUCAAUUUCACAAAAAAGAAUCUGGAAGGGGGUCCUGAUCCUGCAUUCCCCGCUCCUUUUUUCACGAAUAUCCCUCAUACCGCAUCCCGCCUUUUUAUAUCCGCUUUACUGAAUCCUUGUUUUUUGUGUCUAUAGUUUGGUUUGAAAUUCGCAUUUGCUUCUAGAAUAUGUAACAUGACACGUUUGAGUCGUGACGAUUUCUCGAAUUUACGACAGGCACGUUAAAAAACCCGAGUAAAGUGCACAUCAUUCGCCCACGAAUCCUGCUUCUGCGUUUACUUAGCAGUAAAAUCCCGUUUCCUGACAAAUUAUUUUGAGUUUUGCGUUUUCCCGAAUCCUGUACCGUGUUUUGAACAAAUCCCAGACCCCAAAAUUCACUUCCAGUCUUCGCCUAAAGGGAUCUAAAGAGUUUAUGAAACAAUAGGCGUUGCUUUCCUUCAAACUGGUCAUUAUAGUCACCUUUUGCAAGGUCUAACUGUUAACGAAAUCUGAAUCGAGAGAAUUCAAUUAAUUUAACUAGUGCCGCCCCAAAAAAGGAGUCGGGAUUGUCACCUAUAUUGGGUUGUUAUGUCAGACAGUUUGAGUUAUUCAAAUUCAUCGGUAGCACCUUCUGGUACUUCUACCUAAAAUGUUCGUAGAACGUCUUAGCAGAUGAAGACGUGGAAAGAACAAACGAUCACAAGGCCGCGUUUAUUUUCUAGUUCCAAGGAAUGUUCAGCUUAGAUUGACCUUGAGGCUAAUAGAAUUUAAUCUCUGGAACCUCGUUAUCUCUUGAUACUUGUUCACUUUGCUCUUUUCACUUCGAAACAAAGAAUGAUUGAUAACUAUCUUUGAUAAUGUAUGAUAUUUGUACCAUUCUCAUAUCUAAGGGGAACAGUUGCCUCUCGCAAGUUUUAACUUUGUGUAUAUUUAUUCAUUUGGACAGAUCGGUAAUUGAGUUCACGCGAAUCCUGGACGCAACUCGUCCAGUUACAUUUGUGACUUAA
Porites evermanni is the source of this 7244-nucleotide messenger RNA. The record is from the annotation of a GenBank genome assembly. Lineage: Eukaryota; Metazoa; Cnidaria; Anthozoa; Scleractinia; Poritidae.